Messenger RNA from Ostrea edulis (European flat oyster), 1810 nucleotides. Its product is annotated as organic cation transporter protein-like. The transcript has 10 exons. NCBI's taxonomy places the organism in Eukaryota, Metazoa, Mollusca, Bivalvia, Ostreida, Ostreidae. Gene Ontology annotation, biological process: transmembrane transport. The record is from RefSeq and is a predicted model, not a curated record. The coding region runs from base 54 to 1664 and encodes 536 amino acids. Gene Ontology annotation, molecular function: transmembrane transporter activity. Gene Ontology annotation, cellular component: membrane.
ACACAAAUCAUCAGGCACUUCAGUAACAUCGUCCAAGCACUUAAGUAGCGUAGAUGGAUUAUGACGACAUUAUCGCGGAUUUGGAUUCCUUCGGUAAAUACCAGCGGCGUAUUUUUUUCUUUGUUUCCAUACCGUGUUUGUUUACAGGAUUUGGAGCUCCUGCUACGAACUUUAUUAUAGGUGACCACAAGCACAGGUGUCGAAUCCCAUACUAUGACAAUGACACGUUUGCUGUACAGUCAGACGUACAUUUGGCAGCCAUUAAUAGAACAAUACCAAGGAAUUCCGAUGGAACAUAUUCAUCGUGCACUGUGUUGAUGAAUGGAACAGAACAGAAGUGUUCAGAAUGGGUAUACGAUCAAUCACAAUUCACGCGCACUGUGACGUCUGAUUUCAACCUUGUGUGCGAUUCACUCCACAUCCGUUCACACCUGAAGAUCACCUAUUUGAUAGGAUUCCUGGUGGCCUCAAUGUUUUCCCAAAUUGGGGAUGUGUAUGGAAGACGGACUCUGAUGUUGAUCAUAAUCACUGCCAGAGCAGUAACUGUCUUCAUCCUCCCGUUUUCAAAUAGCCCGGCCAUGUUUGGGACAUUGAGAUUCUUUGAGGGGUUAACUUCCCUUGCCUCCUACCAGUUGUCGUUUGUAAUUGUGAUAGAAUUGGUUGGCCCAGCGGAGAGAUUAUUGACGGCCAACUUUUCCAAGGUUCUGUACUGUUUGGGAGAAUUUCUGCUGAUCUUACUUGCUUAUGUGGAGAGAGAUUGGGUAUACCUAACUCUAUGGCUGGCCAUUCCCUCUGUUGCACCGAUCCUGUUCUGGAUACCAGGUGUGAUUCCAGAAUCCCCGCGUUGGCUGACGUCACGUGGAAGAACAGAGGAGGCCACGAAGAUCCUGACUAAGAUGGCGAAAGUUAACAAAAUUAAAAAGAAUUUCGAUGCUAGUAAAAUCAAACGACAGGAUGAUCGAGGAAUCAAAGUUAUCCUGGGAGAACUUCUACAUUCCAAAAUCCUGAUGAAGAGACUACUGAUAGUCCUAGCGAACUGGUUUGUAGCCGCAUACACAUACUAUGGUCUGACUAUGAACGUUGGGUCACUUGGCGGGAAUUUGUAUGAGAACUUCUCUCUUCUCGUGCUAGUUGAAUUGCUUGGGUACACUGUAACAUACUUCUUGAACAAGACAGGAAGGAAACCCGUGCACCUUCUGGCUAUAUUUGGAUGUGGUGCUGUUUCAAUUGGAUCUAUUCUGCUUAUUCUCUUUGCGGAAAACACCCUGUAUUCAGUGCACAUCGUCCUUUCCCUAUUCUCCCGGUUCUGUAUAUCUGCUCUCUUUGCUGUGUUGUACGUGUACACCGGGGAACUAUUCCCAACCGUGAUCAGAAGCAUAGUGAUGGGAACUGCCAGUAUUGGCGCCAGAGUCGGAGCGCUGAUAUCACCCUACCUAUAUGGCAUCACUGAUGACAAGGUAGGGAAAAUGUUGCCAUUAAUCACAUACGCCGUCCUUUCGAUAACCGUGGGACUGUGCUCUCUGAAAUUACCCGAGACAAACAAAAGGAAGUUGAUGGAAACAGUGGGAGAAAUAGAGCUGAAAGAGGUGGGUAAAGCUGAGGAUGUUGAAGAUCUAGACGAGCCGUCAGAUAGAUUGCCUCUCCAAUGGAAUCCCUCUGCUUAGAUGAUUUAUUAUCACUACUUAGAAAAACCGGCAGAACUCAGUAUUUUGUGAAUCUGUGAAUACAGACAAUAUGAUUCGACUAAAUUCUUGUUUACAAUGCAAUAUGCAUAUUUAUGUAUAUUCAAAUACAAUUGUUAUUUGCUAUA